GUGAAAGAAAAAGGAACUCCUGUGAAGACGUUGGAGUGGAAGCUCCUCUGUGAGGGUUGAAUUUUUAAUAAAGGCUAGUUAAUUUGACAGCAUGAGCAGUCAUAUUUCUGUUUGGCUUUAAUUUAACUACCAAACAUGGUAGUUAACCCUGCGCCAACCUGGCGGUUGAUUCAGACUGUGAACUACGGAGAAGAAUGCCUUUGUUGGUACGCUAGCUAGUGUUAGCUUUCAUGAUGGGAAAGUAAGAAGCAAAAUAUAAAGUUACACUGACUGACCCUUGAGAGGACUGUCAUUUUUUAAAAGAAGAAACACGACGAGGAAAGAGAGGUCUGUCUGUGUGUGCCUUUAGCUACCUCCGAACCGCUUACACGAUGAAGAACUGCGAGUACCAGCAGAUAGAUCCACGGGCACUGUCGGUGACCCCGCUGUCGGCGCAGAAUCUCGGGGAGAAGAAGGCGCAGUCGCCCCGGAGGAAAUGGGAAGUGUUCCCCGGGAAGAACAGGUUUUUCUGCGACGGGCGACUCAUUCUUUCCCGACAGAGCGGUGUCCUUCCUCUGACAAUGGGCCUUAUUGUUGUCACCUGUGGCCUUUUCUUUGCAUUUGAUUGCCCGUUCCUGGUGAAGCACCUGACCAUCUUCAUACCUGUGAUCGGCGGGGUGCUUUUUGUGUUUGUGGUCAUCUCCCUGCUGAGAACCAGCUUUACCGAUCCAGGCAUUUUACCCAGAGCCACUCCAGAUGAAGCUGCAGACAUAGAGCGGCAGAUAGAUACCUCAGGAUCCUCUACAUACCGCCCUCCUCCGCGGACCAAGGAGAUCCUCAUCAACCAGCAGGUGGUAAAGCUCAAAUACUGCUUCACCUGUAAGAUGUUCCGCCCUCCUCGCACCUCCCACUGCAGCCUGUGCGACAACUGUGUAGAACGAUUUGAUCACCACUGUCCAUGGGUGGGAAACUGUGUGGGAAAACGCAAUUACCGCUUUUUCUACAGCUUCAUCAUCUCCCUGUCUUUUCUCACGUCUUUUAUAUUUGGCUGUGUCAUCACACACAUCACCCUGCGUUCUCAAGAAGGUAAAAGCCUCGUUCAAGCCAUUGAAGAGAGCCCUGCAAGUGUGGUGGAGUUGGUGAUUUGUUUCUUCUCCAUCUGGUCUAUUUUGGGCCUCUCAGGCUUUCACACCUACUUAGUAGCUUCUAAUCUCACCACUAAUGAAGACAUAAAGGGAUCCUGGUCAAGUAAAAGGGGUGCAGAGGAGUCUGAAAACCCAUACACUUACAACAGCAUUAUAACUAACUGCUGCGUAACGUUAUGCGGCCCCAUGCCUCCGAGAUAUAAAAGUGUUAACACUCAGUGUUGUACUGUAUCCACCCUGCCAGGAGGAGAACUGUCAGGACUUUUCUUUGUCCUGCACAGCCUGAAGGUCACUGCUGCAUAUAGAUGGUCGAUGUGCACUCAGAGCACAAAGGAUGUGCUGGAGAGGGUGGUCCACUCCUCAGACUUUCCUGUCCUUUGCUCCCCCGGGACCCCAAAGACUACCCCUCAGGUCCUGAAUGUUUCAAGCCGCGCAGCCCCAACCUCAGAGCCUUCGCCGUCUGUUGGCUGCACACAGCAGCAAGCUCGCCAGCCAGCGGCCACUGCAUGCCCCCCGUUCAGCCGAAGCAACAAGAGGGACUCGCUAUUGAAGAAGUGA
This is a messenger RNA of Neolamprologus brichardi, 1682 nucleotides long. The record is from RefSeq and is a predicted model, not a curated record. Lineage: Eukaryota; Metazoa; Chordata; Actinopteri; Cichliformes; Cichlidae.